GCGGUGCUCGGCUGCUCGGAGGGGUUCGACCGGCUGGCGGAGAGGGGAACUGCAGCGCAGCAGCACCGCUGUCAGGAAGCAGGAGCUGGACGGACAAACAUCGUCUGCUUCUCCCGCGAACGGCGCACUUUCUCCGGGGAGCCGCGCCGUCCUGUGUGAUUCGCCAUGACGACCGAAUCGGGCGCAGACUCCGAGGCCAAGCAGCCGCAGGAGAAGGGGAAAGGCAAGCCGGCGGCGGCGGCGGCGUCCCAGCCCACGUCGCCUCAGAACCAGCCGGAGCAGCUCCCAGCGGCGGCCGGACACAGCACGCCGGCCAGGAAAGAACAGGAUCAGCAGGACGACGAUCAGACGUCUCACCGCUCGUCCACCAGCCGCCUGUCCAGGUCUCCUCUGCGGGGGGUCAAGAAGGUGAAGAUCAUGCAGUGUAAGGUCACCCUGCUGGACGGCUCCGACUUCACGCUCAACAUGGAGAAACGAGCCAAGGGCCAGUUGCUUUUCGAUAACGUGUGCGACCAUCUCAACCUGCUGGAGAAGGACUACUUCGGCAUCACGUACAGAGAUGUAGAGAAUCAGAAGAAUUGGUUGGACCCGUCCAAGGAGCUGAAGAAGCAGAUCAGGACCGGUCCGUGGAAUUUCGCCUUCAACGUGAAGUUCUACCCUCCAGACCCGUCGCAGCUGACCGAGGACAUCACCAGGUACUACCUGUGCCUGCAGCUGAGGGACGACGUGGUGUCGGGCCGCCUGCCCUGCUCCUUCGCCACCCACACGGUGCUGGGCUCCUACACGGUGCAGUCCGAGCUGGGCGACUACGACCCCGACGAGCUGGGCAGCGACUACAUCAGCGAGCUGCGCUUCGCUCCCAACCAGACCAAAGAGCUCGAGGAGAAAGUGAUGGAGCUGCACAAGACCUACAAGGGGAUGACUCCGGCCGAGGCAGAGAUUCACUUCCUGGAAAACGCCAAGAAGCUGUCCAUGUACGGCGUGGACCUCCAUCAUGCGAAGUUGGUAGGGAGUCUCUAUGAGAGCUUGGCUCCAGCUGAGGGAGAGGACUCUGAGGGUGUGGAGAUCAUGCUUGGAGUUUGCGCCAGUGGCCUCCUCAUCUACAGAGACAGGUUGCGGAUCAACAGAUUCGCCUGGCCCAAAAUCCUCAAGAUCUCCUACAAGAGGAACAACUUCUACAUCAAAAUCCGACCUGGAGAGUUUGAGCAGUUCGAAAGCACGAUCGGUUUCAAGCUUCCAAAUCACCGCGCUGCCAAACGGCUGUGGAAGGUGUGUGUGGAGCACCACACCUUCUUCAGGCUGGUGUCCCCCGAGGCGCCCCCAAAGAAGUUCCUGAGCCUGGGCUCCAAGUUCCGCUACAGCGGCAGGACGCAGGCCCAGACCCGCCGGGCCAGCUCGCAGAUCAUCAGACCGGCGCCGCUCUUCGAGCGCUCCUCCAGCAAACGCUACAACAUGUCGCGCAGCCUGGACGGAGCCCCCAUCACGGAGAACCACGAGACUCUGAUGAAGGACGGCGUCGCCGACGGGGCGGCCAAGGUCAUCGCCAAGGGAGACAUCAUCACCACGGUGACGACGGAGAAGAAGGCGGAGGAGGAGAGCGCCGAGCGGGAGGACGCCCAGAAAGACGCCGCCGAGACUCCGGACGCCGCCACCACUACGGCGCUCAGACAAGACACCAAGUGUUCCCCUCAUGUGUUCACGACCGACCCCCUCCGCUCCGAGCUCUCGCUCCCCUCAUCCCCCGUCUCAUCCACCAAAGUCCGGCGGCGGCGCAGGGACGGCGCCCGCAAGCGGGCGUCGUCCGUCAGCCCGGCCAAGAGCGGCGCCGGGCGCCAGCGGCGGCAGGCCCACGCCGACCGCAAGGCGGCGCUGCUGGAGGAGCAGGCGCUGCUGCUGUCGGCCCGCAAGCAGAGGCUGGAGCAGGGCAAGCGGCGCCACGGCGGCGGCGGCACGCUCUUCUCCUUCUCCCUGCACCUGCCCGACCUGUCGUCCAUCCUGGACGAGGACGGCUACAUCACUUUCCCCGACCUGUCGGAGAUGCGCUUCCUGCCCGAGUGCGCGCAGAACUUCCUCCCCAUCAAGUCCCCGUCGCUCAUCCCCUGCUUCCUCUUCAUCUUCUUCUUCCUGCUGUCCACCUCCUUCUCCGUGCCCUACGCCCUCACCCUCUCCUUCCCGCUGGCGCUGUGUCUCUGCUACCUGGAGCCCAAGGCUGCCUCCUUGACCGCCUCCAUAGCCCAGGGCUACCAUGACCAUGACAGUUCAGAGGAAGAGGAGACCGACAGCGAACAAACUGACUUUGCCUUUGACGGAGAGAUGACGGCCACAGAGUCGGACGCCGACGAGGACUCUGAGAUGCGGACUCAGUAUAGUUUCAUAAGACGAGUAAAAGGGGAAAACGUUUUUAUCAGGCAUAGUAAUCUGAUGCUGGAGGACACGGAGCCUCCGGCGGAGAUGGUCAAGCACCAGACCAACAUCAGCGAGCUGAAGCGCUCCUUCCUGGAGACGGGCGGCGGCGGCGGCGGCGGCGCGGCCGGCCUGACGGAGUGGGAGAAGAGGCUGUCCUCGUCUCCGGUCCGCUCCCCCCGGGCGGACGAGGCGCCGAUGAUAGAGCCGCUGGAGCUGCAGGACACUAAAGAGGAGGAGGAGGAGGAGGCAGGAGACGGGACGAAAGGAGGAGUGGAACCAAAAACCAUCGAGGCGGCAGCAGGAUACCUGGUGAAAUACGUGGUGGAUAGCGUGGUGACGGAGGGGGCCACCUCCUCGGGCCCCCACGGCAUCAGUCUGUCCACCACCAUGGACGACGACGUCUUCAUGGACGGGACGCUGAGGGAGGUGGAGGAGAAAACCCCGGACUCCCAGGAGGAGGCGUCGGAGAAGGUCAGCCCCGGCGCGGUGAGGCAGGAAGUGUCGCAGGCCAUCACCGACAAGAAGGGAACGCUCAUCAUCCUGAAGGAGGCCGAGGAGAAAGAAGACACCGAGCGCGAAGACGCCAGUCCCCCGGGGGGAGACGGAGAGCCGUUUGUCUCCGGAGAGUUCGCAGUCGACGAGAACGAAAUCCAGCGCCGCUCCUCAGAGGAAACGGCCGCCGCCGUAGAGACGCCGCCCGCCGCGGUCAAGAUGCUGAGUCCGAAAGAGGAGAUUCAAAAUGAAGACGUGACCCGGUUCAAACGCGUCGACUCGCCCAAGAAGGCCAUGGCGGCGUGGAUUUCCGAGGAGGCGAAGACGGAGGCCACGAAAGAGACGAAGACCGAAGGAGAGACGCUGCAGAAAGUGGAAAUCUUCACCUUCGAAGAAGUGCGGUCGCAGCCGCCGGAGUUCCCGGUUUCUGAAACCUCGGCUGCGUCUCUGGCAGUGUCGACCCUGGGAUGGGUUUCCUCCUCUCAAAAGGCUUCACCCGAUCCGGAGGACAAGGUGACGGCUCCGACAGAGACAGACGCCACGUCCGUCAAGUCUGCAGGGCCAACGAGUCCUGACAUUUUGGAUGUGGCUUCCAAAGAAUCGCCUGUCGUCCACACCGAGACAAAAACCAUCACCUACGAGGCUGCGGAGGUCGAUACCAACGGCGACGCCGACCCCGGCGUUCUGCUGAGUGCUCAGACCAUCACUUCAGAAACCACCAGCACCACCACGACCACGCACAUCACCAAGACGGUGAAGGGAGGGAUCUCGGAGACGAGAAUCGAGAAGCGGAUCGUCAUCACCGGAGACACGGACAUCGACCACGAUGAGGCUCUGGCUCAGGCCAUAAAGGAGGCUAAAGAACAGCAUCCUGACAUGUCAGUGACCAAAGUAGUGGUACAUAAAGAGACAGAGAUCACGCCAGAGGAGGGGGAGGACUGACCCAGGAAUAACACUGAGGGCUGUUUUUCCUUUCCUCAACCUCCCGAAAACCCCAACGUCCAGAACGCCACAUACCCCGCCGGGACUCGGAAGACUAGAACGGCCUCGCCUCUCCAGAUGCUGCAGCUCGCCGCUAGUCGCCACCAUCACCUGCAAUACCAACCAAUGCAUUUUGCAUGAGAAGGACGCAACGUCGCAUUACCAACCCCAAACGGCAAGAAUAUACUGAGUUAAAAAAAAACAAAAAACAAACUGUACGACUCCCACGACGGUCCUGGAUGCGCGUGCACGAACGGGCACACCUCUCCGCUUCCACUGCCUUAUUCUGACUCUGAUGCAUUUUUAUGAUUAUUGAGAAUAAUUAUUGUAGCAAGACCUUUUAUUUAUGAAACGAAGCCAUCACUCCAGAAACGUACGACCGCUGUAUAUGCUCCGGAGCUAGCGUCCACUAUUUAACCUCGCAGUAGAAGUGCCAACAGCCUCAUUUUGCAACGCGAGCGUCGCGUUGCGUCGCGUCGCUGCAGCGCCGUACUGUACAUAUCAGAGCUUUCUCUAGGAAAAUAGCAAAUUAUCUUUCACCGUUGAUUUGUAUCACAUCAUCUACUUGAAUUGCAUUUUACUUUUUAUCAUUAAUUCAGUGUUUUAUGAUUUCUCAUUGAUCGAAUCGACACCACUGCAGCGUUUCUUUGUUUUUUUUCUCUCAGAUGGUCUGUUUUAGGCAAAAAGCCAGUAAAAUCAAAAUUUCUGCUAGAUUUUGUUCUUCUUCUUCUUCUUCUUUUUGGAUGUGCCUGUGCAGGCUUUGAAUGUUUCUCCAGGGUUGAAGAUCGGCUGCAGCACAAGUCCCAGGUUUGUGACUGUGAAGGGCUCAGACUGCCGAGCUUUUCCCAAAAAUCAAUGCAAAGCCAGGAGAGACCUGUCACCUCCCCCCCUCCCCCGAAACGUGACACCUGUACGCCCCCCCGCCCUGAACAUUAUACCCGUAUGACCCCCCCCCAACCCCGAACAUGACCCCGCGUCUGUUUAAAUGUAUCUGAAUAAGCGAGUGUUGUUCAUUUACAGCCAUGUUUUUUCCCUUCGAAUGGUGAAAUAAAAAAAUGGCGAAUGGAUUUUUUUGUUUUUA
Molecule: messenger RNA, 4960 nt
Organism: Salarias fasciatus (jewelled blenny)
Lineage: Eukaryota; Metazoa; Chordata; Actinopteri; Blenniiformes; Blenniidae
Gene: epb41l3b
Product: erythrocyte membrane protein band 4.1-like 3b
Exons: 28
Coding region: 166-3840 (1224 amino acids)
Biological process (GO): cortical actin cytoskeleton organization; actomyosin structure organization
Cellular component (GO): cytoskeleton; plasma membrane
Molecular function (GO): structural molecule activity; actin binding
Source: RefSeq, a predicted model, not a curated record